Mizuhopecten yessoensis (Yesso scallop) is the source of this 4867-nucleotide messenger RNA. RefSeq lists its product as uncharacterized. The transcript has 5 exons. NCBI's taxonomy places the organism in Eukaryota, Metazoa, Mollusca, Bivalvia, Pectinida, Pectinidae. The coding region runs from base 242 to 1339 and encodes 365 amino acids. The record is from RefSeq and is a predicted model, not a curated record.
GUGUGAAGCAGACAAACCGUCAAUGAUUCCGCUGCAGUGUUGUACGUUCUAUAGCAAACACGGCAUACACAUGGGACGGUACAGAAAGGAUUAAAGCAGCAUUUGACAUUUGUUUACGGCCAUCCGCACGGAUUAAUUUUAACAAAACGUGUUACUUCGGGCGCCGUUGUUUCAGCCUGUAAGAUUGGUUAAUAUUACUACGUAAAGAUUGUAUCAUGAAGUGACAGAUGAGAAGGAAGCCAUGGAUUUGUACAAAUGGUGUAACGUGCUUUGUCAGCUUUGGUUGCUUCCAUCUUGGAUAACUUCGAAGACAUUGCCGGAAGUGGCUAGGGAGAAAGGUCUGAACAGUACGUCAGAACCAGAUAUUCUGGAUUCCUCCUCUCUCUUCAACAGUACAAUAAGAAAUGAUAAUGUCACGGGGAGUUACGAGACAAUAAAUUCGACCACCACAGAGAGCUCUUCCAGUGUGACAGUUUUGCCGAGCAAUGAAAAGAAGUUGUCAACGAAAGGAUAUCCGGUCUCUGAAAAGAAUUCCUCUCUGUGGGAUUUGAAGACAAAAACUUUAUCAUCACAAGCGGAAAACAUUACUGCUUUUAUCGAUAAAACGUCAGAAAAUAAAACGUCAUUUGGUGAUUAUACAAACACAGUGUCGCCAGAAAACAGCAGUGUCGUUACCGUGGCAAACAAAAACAUGCCAAUCAACACAGCGAGAGUUACCGAGGAACACAAACGUGUUAGCACCACUAGUGAAUUAGAGGGUUUCCGGGAGACCACGUCAAUGAUCUAUUCAACAGUUGGCCUAGACACCAAUAAAACAUCCGUAAAUAUUACCGCUCCCCUGGAUAUUGAUGACAUCUCCAAAACUACCCCAUAUAUUGACAAUGAGAAUGACACUUCAACCAAUAACUCAUCGUCUAUUUCGCCAUCAACAAAUCUCCAUACAAAGUCGACAGCGGCUGUGACACCAUCAAGUGCGAAAAAGAAGCCAAUUGUUUGGACAACUCCACAUCCAAACGUUGUAAGACACAUGUGGUUGGCCAAACGAGCCAGAAGCCGGACACGUACGGGUUCUCUUCACCAUCUCAGUCUAGUUCCAAUAGAAGAUGGGCCAUUCGGAAGUCUGAUUUGGAGGGACAAGAAGUACUUGAUCACUGUGCUUGUCCCAAUAGGGAUCGGCAUAAUUGGUGCCGUGUGCAUCAUAUCCAUGGCGUAUGUGGUUCGCUUCUGUCAUCGGCACGAGAGGAAAAUGCAAGAAAUCCGGGAAACCAUCCAAAAGAGAUAUGCAACGCAGAAUGAUCAGGUCAUACUACUCACGAACUCUUCAGAUGACGAGUUUUGAUGUCAUAAAUCCCCUUUGGGUUGGAGUGGAAGCGAAAAUAAAAAUUGAAAAAUGGAUUAUUAUACAUGUAAUAUAAUGGAAAUUUGAAUUUGCAAUAUUUUUUUUCAUUGAAAAUUAAUUUUAAAGAAAACUGAUGACUGCAAUUUAGUUGCGUUUGUAAUAUUAUAAUAACAAUAUCGGGAAACGGGAAAUCAUGCCGUCAGUUUACUAUAUGUUGCUUUAUAUGGCAAUUAUGGAUUUUUUGUUGGGAUAUAUAUGUGGUUAUAUGGAACUGAAAAGGAUAUAUUGACCGUGACAACGUCGAGGUCGAUAUAACUUAUCAGGUUUAUAAAACUACAUAUUCACUUCAAGAACAAAAAUCCGUAAUUGGUAUAAUGGAUGCCAAAUGACGCUGCUUUCACUAUCAAACAAUAUGGAAUGUACUUAAGUCGUCAAAAGAACAGUACUGAACUCAGGAGACAGCAUUUUGACGUUACAUUCACAGUGACGUCAUAAAGAGGAUAUUAAUCUGCUGUUUCUAAAAAUAGUAACACCGGGCCUAUAUCACAAAUCGCCGACUUCCAUGUAAUUAUGAGUCAACCAAUGAGAAUGUAUGAAUAUGUUAUCAUAUAUAAACUGUUAAGGGAGUAUGCUACCUUACACAUUCUACAAGGGAUUCUUGCUUGUGUUCUUUUUCCUUCAAAACGAAAAGAAUUAUUCAAAAUGAACUAUCAUGUUUUAAUGCAUAUUGAUUAAUCUUCGAUGCGUAAUCUAUGAUUAUUAAAAAAAAAUAAACGAAGGAUAUUUCACAGUUUUUUUAACGUGUUGAAGUCUGUUGAGAAAGAAAGGAACAUCAUAAUAAGGUAUCAAAUACCCGUAAACUGUGAAGCUUACUUUCGUUACUUACGUCUUACUCAAACUAGAUGCACGCGGUAGUCGACUUUAGUUGGGAUGCAUCAGGACCAUAGAAAAAAACCACAACGUUGAAAUAUUUUGUAGCAUUAGUUUGCAAAAAGAGAUUGGUGUAAACAAAUGCAGGAAAACUUGCUUUCUUUUCUUUUUUUCAUGAUAAAAAAUAUUAUCCCUAUCACAAUUGUUUUGAUAUGAACACUAAUUGUGACGUCAUACUUAACAAUGUCAUGACGUCAUGUAUUCAAGAUGAAAGGCAAACAUGGUGGUGUUUUCUAAAAAAAAAUCAGAUUUAUCGUGUGACAAUAUGAGCAUUAGGUUAUUUUAGGUAAAUAUACCAAAGUAUUAUAAAAAGAAUAUAUAAUUUGUGCCAAUUUCAUCUUAUUUUUAUGGUACGAACAUAAAUUUUAAUAUUUUGUGUGAUCAAGGGGGAAAAGUCCUUUUUAACAUUUAAAGUAUGCCUCUAAUGUUUUUUCAUAUGGAAAGAAUUUGAUAAAACCAUUUAUUUUGGUGAUUAAGCAGAAAAUUCUUCGUGUUUUAUUGGAAACAGGUGGUUCGUGGUUAAACUUCUUAAAUGGUUUUUUUUUCACAAUACAAUCAAAAGUCUUUUAAUUGCUACCUCCAAAUCAAAUAUAAAGCGUUUACACAUUGCUUCAUAUAUCUAAUGACUAUGUUUACUAGAGCGUGACGACAUUUUGUCAUGAUAUGAAAUGUAACAUUAAAUUACAAAUAACAAGAAAUUAUAGUGUUUUUUUGUGCUUGGUGCGAAAACGAAUACAAACAUUUUGCAAUUAUUUUCGAGAAAAUAAUUUAUGUAUAUUUAUGUAUAUAGCACAUAUCAUUGUCUUUGUUUGAAGAACCUAACGAAGCGACGCCACACUCUUUUCACGCAUGAUAACGCUAUGUCACAAAUAUUAUAAUAUCACCCAUUGGUCAAUAAUAAUCGGUCUGAUUUUGAACCAUUUGAUUUUCUUGUUAUUACAAACGAAAAUGUACGUACUUUCUUGAAUUAUGCUUUAAAUGAUGGAUACUUUAUAAGGUUGUGAAAUGUAAAAUUCUUACUAUCCUUUAAAAAGGAGAAAUAAAGAAAGUGCUUACAUGAUUUAGUAACAUUCCACUUUGGGUUUUUUUAUAUAUAAAACAAAAACAACCCUUUGUUAGAUGAUAAAAAGGCACCCACACGAAAUGUCUUGUGGUCUAGUAUUCAAUACACUUUUGUUUGUUUGUUAAAAUUAAAAAUUAUCAAAUCUGAAUAUUCAAGAUUAUCAAGAACAACUACACUCAAGAAACUGAUGUGGAAAUGUUGUUUACAUCAGAAACAAUAGACGGUAGUGUUAAUCCAAGUUUUCAAACAUUUGAAUCUGUUUGCGCAAGAGGGACCGAGACGUGAAUUGAAUAAUAUUAUAGCCAAUGGGUAUUGACAUUGGCCUUCCUUCAUGAUGUUGUUAUUGAUUUUGUCUGCAGUUCAUGUCAAAAAAUAUCUUUGAAGAUGCGAGAAAUGCAUAAGCACGUGUUUGUUGUUUUUUAAAGCACAUGGCACAUUAGUAUAUGAAAAAUUGUAUACAAACACAUGAAUUUGAUAUAUUGCAAAUUUUCACUGUGAUAUUAAACCAUACUGUUAUCUCAAACGGUUGAAACGAAAUUGUAAUGAACAGUAAAACAUUCAAUGGUCCAGUUCGAAGACAUUUUAAACAGCGUCUGUAUCAGAUAUAUUUGCGUCAUUAUGACGUCAUUGUUUCACACGAAAAGUUAUUUUGGUAAUGCAAUUUUACCUGAAGAAAAAAACAGCAUUUAGGGCAAGCAAUUUUUAAAACAACGUAGAUAUGUUUUAUUUUCAAUUAAAUGCCAGUCGGAAUGUUCGGAAAAAAAAAUACUUGCCUAUUUGAGUUAUCGAAAACAUGUACGUUUUUUUACCUGCAGGAGUUUGUGAAAACGGUCAAAUAUCAGGAACAAGUAUAUCACUUUAAUAUAUAUAUGUCUUUUUAAUGAUGUUUUCGUAUUGCUGUAUAUAGAAGUUGCAAUUUUCUAAUGAUGAUAAUAGUUUGUAUAAAAUUACAAUAAAUUGGAAGUAUUAUGAUUAUAACUCAAGAGGUAUAUACUUAAACGCAAGGCAAAUAAAAGAUAAAAGAUAUCGAAUGUUUAGCAUGUAUUGUAAGUAGCUUAACGAACACAAAUAAAAAAGGAAUACUUUUAAUAUUGAAUAAAGGACGCUCACUAUCUUACCGUGACAUAAAUCUCCUUCCGUAAAGAGUUCCACACUAAGAAACGUACCUUCCCAAAUGACAAUUGUUGAUUGUGUUAAUCAAUUGAUGAAGGUAUGUGAAAAUCAAUUAGGCAUUAUUGUAAGGGGAGUAACUCUAACAAAUUCGCCGGCAUUUCAGAUGUGAUUAAUGGCAAAUCAAACAAUUCAAAGCUGAACAAAUAGAAAAUACAUUGUAUCAGUAUAUAUGAUUGACAUGAAAACGGACAUCCAUAGUAUCAAGUAAAUAACAUGUAUUCGAUAUUUUUGUUCGUAUUAUAAUUAACAUUUUAUUCUUCACAUUCGAUAUAUAUGAAUAUUUGUUAUCAUUGUUUUAUUUGUUCUUGACUGAAACAUACAUCACAUAGUUUUAAGUCUGUUAAUUCACCAUUAUUUGCCAU